Molecule: messenger RNA, 2402 nt
Organism: Paramecium pentaurelia
Lineage: Eukaryota; Ciliophora; Oligohymenophorea; Peniculida; Parameciidae
Source: the annotation of a GenBank genome assembly
AAUGUCAUCCAUAGAGUUAGAAGCCAAGAAUUGUACACUUCAUUAGCUAGAAAUACUUGCUGUUGAUCUCAAAGCUCCUAAAGAAAAAAAGGAAAAAUUCUUAUGCGUAAAAUGUUUGAUUGAGAGAGUUGAUGGAAAUUAUAUAGUAUUAUUGAAAGAAGGUCUUGAAAUGAUUUAGGAGAUGAAAAACAAAUGUAAACUAUAAGUCAUGACAGAUACCCAACAACAAUUAGAAAAUAUUAAGAAUCUUUAAUCAUCUGUUUCUGAAAUUAAUAAACUUUUUUCAGAUGUAUUUGGGAAAUUGUAAAAUAACUUUGAUGAAAAUAUCAAUUCAAAUUAAUAGGAAAUUGAAUGCAAGGAAAAAACUAUAGAAGAUUUAAAUUUAGAUUAAGAUUUUGAAACCUUAUCUAAUUAUUAUAAAGGAAACUUUGUUUAUGAUACUCCAAAACAAUAAAUAGAUAUAGAAAGCUUCAAAUCAUUAAUGGAUAGUAUUUAAAGUUAACUUUCUUGGAUGUCAAAUGCGUAAUAAUUCUCUUAAAUAUUUGAAUCCAUAAAAAAAAUUUAAACUUCAUAUCAAAUGGAACAGACUGUUUCUAGAAAAGGAAUAGAUAAACAUGUAUUUAUUAAAUUAAAUUAAUUAGAAAACUCUAAGCCUAGGUUAAACAUGUAAUAAUAAUGAUCAUGGCUUAGAAAUCAUAAUGAUUUAUCUUAAUGAAAAUGAAUCUGAUCAAAGUGGAUUAGCAUGCUCAAGAUGUAUUCAGUAAUAUCCAAGAAGAGAAUAUAUUACAAUAGAAGAUGCAAAUAUAAAAUGGAAAGAAUUCAAAAGAUAAUAAAACUAAAUGAUAACUAAUUAUAAUAAUAAUAGAUUUGCUAAAUUUACUUCUGCUAUCAAAUCCAUUUAAUAAUUAAAAGACAUUUAUAAUCAAACUUUGUCUGAUAUUAUUUAAUAAUUAGAAAGAAAGCGAAUUAUGAAUAAAGAUAUGUCUUAAACUAAUUAAACUAUAGUAGAAGAAAUAUAUGAAUUACAUGAACAAGAAAUUUAAAAGGUAGUUGAAAUUUUAAGUUUGAAAGAUAAACAUCUAAAAUUAAGAAAAGAAUAAGAAAAUUAAGAUUAAAUUGAUUCAAUAUUUUAUUAGAAUCUAAAAUAAAACUUGGAGAAUCUUAUGAAAUAUGAUUUAUUAACAAAACAUAAUUUAUUGAGAAUAUAGAAUUAAAAUUAAUUAAAUGAAUAAAAAGUAGAUUAAAUUAUAGAUAUAGAUGAAAAAGGUCAAACUAUAGAUAUCAAUUUAUUCAUUAAGAAAUUUGAGUUAUAAGAUGAAUAUAUUUCUAUACUUGAUGAUGCAUUCAAUUUUUAUAGGAUGUUACAAUCAGACAUGGAUGAUUUAUAAAAUAAAGGAAAAUUAUCUUAAAUAUUGAAUUCAGAAGAAGAAACUCAAUCAUAAAUAAUCUAAUAAUAAUAUCAAGCAUUCUAAAAGAAUUCUAGUAAAAUGAAAGUAUUUAUAACUGCUGAAGAAAACUAUAAAUAGUUAGUGGCAUUGUCAGAUGAAUUAAAUUAAAAAAAAUAAUCAUAAUAAUUAAUUUAAACUUAAGUGGAUGAGUAAAAUAAAUAGAUUGAAACAUUAAAUUAGUAAUUAGAAUUAUUGAAAUAAGAAAAUACAAAAUAUAAAGAUGAAGAAUCUAAAAAGGAAGAAUCAAUUAAGUAGAUUGAAACAUUAAAUUAAUAAAUAGAAUUAUUGAAAUAAGAAAAUACUAAAAAUUAGCAAGAUGCCGAGGGAAAAUUAACAAUAAAGGAUCAAGAAAUUUAAACUGCUUAAUAAAAAUACACUUAAUUAUAAUAAGAGCACAACUAAUAUAAAGAAAACCUUAGAGAAUAGCCUAAGCUUCUCAGCGCCUAAUUUUGCACUGAAGUUUGCAAAUAAAUUGAGGAUAAAACAAAAAAGUCCAUUAGAUGUUCUUUACUUAUUUAUUAAGCAACAAGAGAUGGAAUGAAUUACACUGGUUUUUGGAAUAAAAUUAAUGGAAAAUCUAAUUUACUUAUUUUAUUUAAAUCUAAGAGUGGCAAUAUAUUUGGUGCUUUUUCUCCUUGUUAGUGGAUAUAAAAUAAAGAUGAUUAUGUGCAAGAUGAUACAUUAUCAUCAUUUUUAUUUACAUAGACUCACAAUUAAUUUUAUCCUUUGAAAGAAGCUAAUAAAGCUAAUGCUAUUUAUAGUUACUCCUCUUAUGGUCCUACUUUUGGAGGACAUGAUCUUUAUAUAGGUACAGAUUUUUAAAGUGGAUCUUCUAGCUUAGGGACAACUUAUUAAUGUGACUAAUACUAAAUUCCAGAUGCAACCAUCCAUUUGUUUGGAUAGGCAACACCAAAUUUAGAAGAAUGCGAAAUAUUUGAACUUAUUUUAAAAUGA